Molecule: messenger RNA, 939 nt
Organism: Echinops telfairi (small Madagascar hedgehog)
Lineage: Eukaryota; Metazoa; Chordata; Mammalia; Afrosoricida; Tenrecidae
Product: olfactory receptor 2M2-like
Biological process (GO): G protein-coupled receptor signaling pathway
Cellular component (GO): membrane
Molecular function (GO): G protein-coupled receptor activity; olfactory receptor activity
Source: RefSeq, a predicted model, not a curated record
AUGAGGAAAGCAAAUGCCACCUCUGUGGUAGGUUUUACCCUCCUUGGACUGUUCCCAGGAAUGAGGCACAUUGAAUUACUCAUCGGCACCAUUCUCCUUGUCUAUCUUGUUGCCAUUACAGGAAACACCAUCCUGACCCUUCUCAUUUGUGUGGAUCCCCGUCUCCACAGUCCAAUGUACUUUUUGCUCAGCCAGCUCUCCAUCAUGGACAUCUCCCUCAUAUCUACAACUGUGCCCAAGAUGCUAACCAACUUUUUCUCAGGGACAUCAGGCAUUUCAUACAUUGGCUGUGGGACUCAGGUAUAUUUCUACUUUGCCUUGGGAGGGAGUGAAUGUAUUCUGUUAACCCUUAUGGCAUAUGACAGAUAUGUGGCUAUUUGUAAUCCUUUAAGAUACAUGCUUAUUAUGAACCCUACAGUUUGCCUGCAGAUGGCCAUUGUGUCCUGGAUUGGGGGAGCAAUUAAUUCUGUAGCUCAUACUACCUAUACUAUGCAUUUUCCCAGAUGUGGCUCAAGAGAAAUUCAUCAUUUCUUCUGCGAGCUCCCAUCACUGCUCAAACUAUCAUGUGAGGACACGUCAGCUUAUGAAAAAGUAGUUUUAGUAAUGGGAAUUUUAUUUCUUCUCAUACCCUUUGCCCUCAUCCUCACUUCCUAUACACUCAUCCUUCUCAGUGUUCUCCACAUACAUUCUUCAAAGGGGAGAAAUAAAGCUUUCACCACCUGCUCUUCCCAUCUGAUGGUAGUGCUUCUAUACUUUGGCCCAACUAUGUUCAUCUACAUGAUUCCUAGUUCUUUUCGCACCUCAGAACAAGACCAAGGUCUCUCUGUGUUCUAUACGACCCUGACUCCUAUGCUAAACCCCCUGAUAUACAGCCUACGGAACAAGGAUGUAGGAGAGGCUCUGAAGAAAAUUCUAUGCAAAGGCUUUAUCAUUAGGUAG